AUGAAUAAGAGAGUUAAUAACGAAAAAGAAAAGAAGUUAAGUCUUCAAACUAUUGAAAAGAUAGAGAAGAUUUUAGAAAGUAAUAAAAAACCUAAUGAGAAGAAAAUUGCUUUAUUUAAUGUGAUAAAGAAUUUAAAAGUAGGAGAAAUGAAACCUGACAAAAAGAAAAGAAUAAACUAUCUACUUGAAGGUCAUUUACAUGCUGAAUUAGCAAAACAAUACAUGAGGGAAUAUAAAAAAGAAACUGCUAAAAGUUUCAAAACCGAAAAAACAGAUUGGUUCAUCAGCAAUUAUCGAGUAGGUUAUAUCCCUAACUUACCCGGAAAACUAAUACUUACUCUAGACAAAAGCGAAAGUUUAGAGGAAGAAGUUGAAAAACUAGACAAGUUUGCUAAAAGACCAAUUAAAUAUAAACAUCGAGACUAUGUUGAGUUCAUAGAAGGAAUAAAACGAGAAGGAGCAGGGAGGAAAAGACUAUUUGGUAGAAUACAUCUUUAUCAUUUAAUUCAUUCUAUUCAAACUAGAAAAGCAAAAACAUUAAUAGAAAUAUCAGAUUAUAUUUUUCAAAAAACAGGUUUAAGAAUAAGUAAAUCUACUAUUCAUCUGACAUUGAAAAGGAUUAAGUAUUCUUACCAAGUAAUUCCUUAUCGCCACCCAAAACAGAAAUAUAAUUUGCCUGAAGUUAUUGAGUUUAUGGAAAGGGCAAAUAAAUUGCCUCCUAGGCAGAUUUUAGCCACUGAUGAAAGCGGUCAUCCUUUAAAUCUAGCUCUUAAAAGAGAUGCUGUAAAUGCUGAGGUUUUUGCUAAUUUCCUUGCUAGGGUUGAACUUUCUAAUGAGGGGAAACAUUAUCUUUUAUUGGAUAAUAUUGCUUUUCAUAAAUCCAUCAAGGUUAAAGAAUUAUUAACUAAAAAGAAUAUCGAACCUAGAUAUAUCGUGGCUUCUAAUCCUUAUUUAAAUCCAGUAGAGGAAGUUUUUAAUGUGAUUAAGCAAUAUGUUCGAAAACAGAGACCAAGAACAGAGGAAGAAUUAAGGAAAAGUAGUAUGUCUGCUUUUAACGAACUUUUUGUCAAAAAAGGAGUGUUGAAAGUUAUUACCCUUACUCCUGAACUUUGCUUAGUUAUUUUUAAGUGA
Molecule: messenger RNA, 1131 nt
Organism: Entrophospora sp. SA101
Lineage: Eukaryota; Fungi; Glomeromycota; Glomeromycetes; Entrophosporales; Entrophosporaceae
Source: the annotation of a GenBank genome assembly